ACUCAUCUCACAAUGCCUUCCGCCAAGCGCUUACGCGAAGAUGACCACGAAUCUUCAGAGAUCGUAGGUGGCCAUGAAGAUGCGCGGCCAAGACUGCUCGAGCCUUUAAAAUAUUCUGGGACUUUGGACAAGUUUAAGCAUCAGGACAUAACGCCAGUGAUCGGUAGGGAAUUUGAGGGUCUUCAGGUCACUGAUUUGCUGAAAUGGGGCGACGAAAUGAUAAGAGACCUUGCCAUCACAGUAUCGCAGCGCGGCGUGGUUUUCCUUCGAGAUCAGGAUGUGACACCGAUACAAAUGAAAGAUCUGAUGCUGCGGAUCACCGAGCUUGCCGGAUGCCCAUCAUCAUCUGGUCUACACAUUCACCCACUCACUGAAGAAGGCUCCGAACUGGGUGACCAAAUCUCUGUCAUUUCCAGCGAAAAGCAGAAGAAAGGUGGAGGUCUGACACACCAACUGUCGGAUGUCUCGCGUUUUGCUUCAGCGGGUUGGCAUACGGAUAUCUCCUUUGAGAAGGUUCCCUCGGAUUAUGCUAUGCUCAAGAUUCACACCCUACCAGCUACUGGUGGAGACACACUAUGGGCGAGCGGUUACGAGAUUUACAAUCGUCUUUCACCCGCCAUGCAAGAGUUCUUAGAAGGACUCACGGCUACUCAUGACGCAAAAUUUUUCCUGGACGAGGCAGCGAGAUUAGGGAACCCACUGAGAAAAGGAAUUAGAGGGCAUCCUCUGAACCAAGGGGAUUCACUAUAUGCAGUGCACCCAGUCAUUCGGACAAACCCUGUAACUGGAUGGAAGUCCGUCUACGUGAACAAAGGAUUCACAAAGCGCAUCCAUGGCAUAACGAAGGAUGAAUCCGACCUCUUGCUACCAUACCUCUUCAACCUCGUCACACAGAACCAUGACGCACAAGUCCGUUUCAAGUGGCGGAAAAACGACCUUGCUAUUUGGGACAACAGGAGUAACUGGCAUUGCGCGACGUACGACUAUGUGGAGGCGCGCAGCGGAGAUCGUGUUUGCAGUUUGGGCGAAGCGCCUUAUCUAGAUCUGAGGAGUAAAGGGCGAAGAUAA
Messenger RNA from Periconia digitata, 1068 nucleotides. The record is from the annotation of a GenBank genome assembly. NCBI's taxonomy places the organism in Eukaryota, Fungi, Ascomycota, Dothideomycetes, Pleosporales, Periconiaceae.